CCUCCCCGCACCCCUACUCUUCCCACCCCUCCCCUGUUCCUAACUCCCACUCCCCGCCAGCCCUUUUCCUUAAAGCCGCAGUCGCCCACGUCUGCACGGGCGGGAGCCCCACCGCGCCACACCGCCACCGUGGUCCCCGUCUCUCCCUGGCCCCGCACGCGGCAGCUCUCUCUCUCUAUAGCUCCUGGCUUUGAAAAUGGAAAUGCGUUUGAAAGUAAAGAAAUGCGCGCAGGCGCGAGCAGAAAAGCGAAACUUGUUGCUCUCAAAGGCGAGAGAACAGUUCUUCUGAAGGUGUUAGAAAGCUUGAAGAGCAUCUCCAAGGCGUCCUCUGGGCUUUGUUUGCUAAACCAGCGCGCGAGACCCUGUGCUCCGGGUUCUGCAAUGCCGAGAAAGGUCUUGCAUCCGAGAGCCAGUCUUGCCACGGGUCACGGCCACAACAGCGGUGGAGACGAGGAUGGAAACGGCCAUGGAGAAGUCCGUGGCCCGAGAGCCUCGGCAGAGUCCGCCGCGCUGCAGGGAAGGUCUGAAUGGAACUUAAUCCUCUGAAAGUGGUAACACACCGAGGUCAUUUGCAAUGUGAACGUGCUACAUUGGACGGGAGAAUUCUGACACUUAAGCCCCGCAAUUUAAAAUAAAUUGAAAAUGUUUUAAAA
Camelus dromedarius (Arabian camel) is the source of this 653-nucleotide messenger RNA. RefSeq lists its product as uncharacterized. Lineage: Eukaryota; Metazoa; Chordata; Mammalia; Artiodactyla; Camelidae. The transcript has 3 exons. The coding region runs from base 223 to 546 and encodes 107 amino acids. The record is from RefSeq and is a predicted model, not a curated record.